Perca fluviatilis (European perch) is the source of this 13694-nucleotide messenger RNA. RefSeq names its product zinc finger protein 469. Lineage: Eukaryota; Metazoa; Chordata; Actinopteri; Perciformes; Percidae. The coding region runs from base 742 to 12573 and encodes 3943 amino acids. The transcript is spliced from 6 exons. The record is from RefSeq and is a predicted model, not a curated record.
AUGGGAGGUACUCCGGUUUAGGGACCAGAUGUGAGAGAGAGAGGAGGGGUACAAACUCAUCCAGACAACGGCUACAAAAUGCUUCCUGGUCAACGAGUUUGUUCAAAACAAACUGUAAAAGUUGACGGCUCGGACCUACCGAUUGAAUGCUUCUACUUUUAGCGUCGAAGGAGAGUGUGACCGAGCAGCUGAAGAAAGAGAUACAACCCAUACAGAAACUGCAGUAACAUAAACACCCCACUUUUGACCCUCGCCUCGACUGAUUUUCCAAAGACCAAAGGCCACACAGGUGGCAUUUUGUUUCACACAAAGGCUGACUGACAAAUGACGCCAUUAACGAAGGCAGAGUGUGAGCGGACGGGCCCGGGGUCUGCGCGGCUCCACUGCUUUCUCUGCCUGUAAAGUGUGCUGAGCACCCCUCCGCUCAGCGCUAAGCUGCCUGUGCGUCAGCGCCCGUCUCCCACAGCUGAGAGAUACAAAGAGACCUAGUCUGAGAGAGACCGCUACAGUCAUGAGGCUUCCCCUUGUAUUGGCUCCACAGCAUUGCUCUUGAGGUCUACUUUGCUCUGGUGCCAGAUCAGCCGUUCACAAUGGAAGUAAAGAGAUGAGCCUGCAGCGAGCAGCCCUGUCCGUGCAGUUCCUGCCACUGGAUGUUUACUGAUUCAUACCACCCAGAAGACGGUGCCCCUGUCUCCCAGAUCACUUCUGGGGACCAGGCCUUCACAGCACGCAUUGUGCACCAUGGCAGGAGAGACUCAGCGAAUGCAUGCUGUCAAAGAGCUGGCCGCUGAGUCCAAACUGCAGGAUGAAGGGACAGCGCUGGAACAGCAGAGUGACAAAACCACAAAGGAGUCUCCAGAGCACUUUUCAAGCACAGGCACUGAGGCCAGAGCCAGCAGCAGAGGGGCCAAAGUUGAAAAACUAGAGAAGGGAAGGGACUGUCCUCAGCAGCGUGAGGCUGUCAUUCGGCCACAGCAGACAGGGAAGAUUGACUUUAGCUCACUGCAGAACCGGUCAAAAUUUGCCACUGACAGGACUUGGUCGAGUGGCAAAGGCAGCCCCCAGUCCCCGAGUGGAAAGGGCCGCAGCCGAGAGAAGGGGAAGCGGUCAGGGAAGACGGAGCGCGCCAACCCACAGCAGCUGUACAGACUUAGCAUCACAAAUCCACGCUCCAACCCCACCAUUGGUAUUGCCUACCCACAGCAGAAGGUUGCACCACCCAAGAAGUUGGAGACCAGUCGUGGCCCAGUCUCGGGCAGCUACAGAUUCCACGUUCCUAGUAUACCAGAGAGAGAGGCCGAACUACAGCAAGAAGAGCUCAACUAUAGCCGCUGCUUCCAGGAGGCCUCCUCUAACCUUACCUCUCCAAGCUAUACCUCACAGGCACUGGGUUCCUCAAGUGGAACGUUACCCCACCCACAUCCAUCCCUGUCACAGCAGCAGCAGCCUGCCUCAAUGGAGAACAACAGCACACAGCCCGGCAGCCAGCUGAUCCUGGCUGACUUUCAGCUGAGUGGCUCUAAUGUAUGGCAGUCUCCUGAAAGGACUUUUAAUGGUGCUAACUAUGGGGUGUCAUCACAAAAAUCCACUGCCCUUACAGAAUCUAAUAAGACAAGUGCCUUUGUGCCUGGUCCAUUUCAAUAUGGAUAUCAUUUUCUGGAGGAAUCAACCUCGGACUCAUUUCCCUGUGAACAGAACCCCCAAUCCCAAGACUUUACAGACUCCUCGCUAGGUUCUGUUCAUGUGACCCACAACUCGUUUUCCUUUACACCUGGAGAAGGGCAAAACAUUGCUCAGAACAGCACUCAAUUCAGUAAUGAACAGCAGCCGGAGGAUAGAAGCUCUUAUCCUCUACCCCCGCAGUCACAGUUUAUUCAAGGGGUAACGUCCUCCAUCCAAUGUCCUAGGAAUCUGAGUGAGGACUCAGCCAGUAGUGACAGCUCUGGCUCCAGCUCACAGCAGUCAGAGCAAGGAAAGACUGUCCUGCCUGAGAGCACAGACACUAUUGCACAGGCAGACAGUAGGGAUGCAGCCAUCACCCCGGGGAGUAAGAGGAACUGUCACCCCAAAGACACAGCUGCAAACCAAAGAACGCUCAUUCAAGGAAGUGUGCACCAUGCAAGAAAUAUUUCAGGUCCAGGCUCCCAAAUGCACUUUCCCAGCAAAACCUUUAACAACCCUCCAGUCAGUAACAUUCACACAGGCUCCAUACCUUUUGAUAAAAACAUCAAUAAUAAGGUUCUAAAUAGGUUACCGCACUCAUGGGAUGGGCCUAAUAAGACAUAUUCACCAGCUGAUCAAAACACAAUUCAGUAUACUGAUAUGAAUGACAAGUUUCAGUUUCAGAACCAACCAGCACUUGAUCAAAGGCCAAAUUCAUCUAAAAAUAGCAGAAUGACCUGGCAGCAGAUACGGCCAACCUCUGCCAUACCAAACCAAAACAGAAUUGAGUUGUCUAGGCAAAUAAGCAAUCAAAAAUUGGCUUACAUGGUUUCCCCUUCUGACUGGAAGGAUGAAAGUAAAUCACAUAAACACAGCUCCCUAAAAAACCCUAGCUCAUUUCAGAACAGCAGAACCAGUGAGGGGUUUUCAAACCAAAGACAGGAGACUGUAAAACAUAGCAGUAAUACAGUCUCUACUUUUAAAGUAGAGAUGAGCCAUGCACAAGUAUGUGAAUCCAAAAAUAAAGCGGUAUAUUUUGGACUCAACCAGUCUCUUUCAGCAGCAUCAAGAAACUACAGCUAUCCUCCAUUACAGGUCCCACCUAUGGGACUUAUAAUGGUGUCGCCUUAUGAAUCUCCUUUGCCCUCACCAGUUCACAACCCUGCAUCCAGUAGUACCUGCUCUUCCCUCUCCCCAGCAUCCACCAGUCCUGUGAACAUCAGUUCAGAGGACAGUCAAAUGUCAAAGUCAGCACCCCCUCACCCGUUUUAUCACCAGCCCCAAGCCAAGACACAGUUACCUUCAGAUCACCUGAGCUCUCACCCACAUCAGUUUCAUUCUGAUGCUCCACGAAACCUUCCUUACACGCCUGACAGAGCCAAAGAUGACAUGAUGAGCUACCUGCAAAACAACACACAUCCAAAGACUAUUAUGGAUGGAAACAAAGGUUACAUGGACAGUUUUGGGGUGGAGCAUCACCAGCCACCACCACCGUACUCUGCACAUCAGCUGUUGGCGACCUCAUUAGCUGCAGCAAAUCUUGACCAGUUAGAUGUGCUUCUGACAUGCAAGCAGUGUGAUCAGAAUUUCAACAACCUGGCUUCUUUUCUAGGCCAUAAGCAAUACUGUGCUCAGCAUACGUUUGCACAAAAUGACCUCAAAGACAUAUCAAAGAUGGAGGACAGCAGAAAGUUUCAUGCAGAACCAGCAAAAGCAGUGUCAUCUGUGUCGAGUGUUUCGAUGUCAAGGUGCCCAUCUGACCUCCACCUAUCUCUGUUGGGCCUCAAUAAAAAUGGAGAACUGAUAUGUGAUAGUGAAACAAAAGGAGACAAGGAUGAUCCAAUGAAAAUCAACUUGUUCUCUGGUUCUGGUAACCUUCCCGUCCCUCUGCCUGAGCUUGAAAUCGAGGAUGCCAAAUUAGACAGCCUAAUCACAGAAGCCUUGAAUGGACUGGGAUAUCAGUCAGACAACGCAGAGAUAGACAGUAGCUUUAUCGAUGCGUUUGCUGAUGAUGACCUCACCACUGUCAAAGCAACAUCAAACAAACAAUGCCUGAAAACCAAAGAAUCCCUGGUCUUUGAGAGCAAAAAUAAACAAGCGGGAGAGGAUGACAGGUCUUUCACACAGGGAAAGUAUUUUUAUGACUCUGAUGUUGAGAACCCUGAGACAGAUAAACAGUACACAGAAAGCAAACUUGAGAAAAUAUCUCUGAAUUUGGAACAAGAUGAGAAAAUUAACAUAAAAAAAGAAGUCUCUCAUAAAAAUUCAAGAAAUGCCUCGAGGGAGAAGACAAGGGAACCAGACAACAAAGUGAAAGAAACAAAAAAACUGUGCAAGAGUGAGGAUGAAAACACAAGUACACAAAGGUUUCUCUUAUCAAGCAAGUUUUCUGAGCGCUGUGGUGUUAAAAGCUUUCAGGACAGCUCUGCACUUCGAGGGUCAACACCCUCACAUGCCUCGACAUCUCCAACCUCAAGAACUGCAGUGAAAGAGAGCAAGAGGAAAAGCACUGGAGGGGGCACCUGGAGCAAAGAACUUAUUCACAAAAUAGUUCAACAGAAAAAUAAGCUCCAUAAGCUCCAUGUUAAAGGUACUAAAAACCUCCAGUUUUCCUUAGUGAUGGAGAGACUGACUCCCACUGUACAGAACCCUGCAUUUGGAGAAUAUGACUAUGUCUCGGACUCAGAUGAUGAAUGUGAGCCUGUUAAGAUAGCAAGCCAAGGCCGGCUGAAUCAAAGCAGCCGGUGUAAAUACACAUACACCAAAGAGUGCAAAUGGCGAGCAAGAAGUGAGAGGGACCAGGCAGCAUGGCGACAUGAGUCGAAGGAGUGUUUUGAGGUGAAAAAAAGUGAGGAUGUUUCUCUCUCACCUGAGAAGCAUGGUUCUCACCAGAGACUCAGGAGGAGGGGUAGCAGAUCAUCCACAAGCAGUGAACUCAGCACAUCUGUGAGCGUUUCAAGCGAUAGUAUCAACAGCCCCAAAAGCACUGACCGCACUGACUCAGACUGUGAGAAGAAGAUAGACAUCAAAAAGAAAGAGUCUCCAGAGCAGAAAACCUAUGAAAGGUCCUCCCUGCAAAAGUUAUGUAAAGACUCCAGCACACUAGCACUGACAUUCACUAAAUCUGUCAAGAAGUAUAAUACCGACAAAGCUAUUCUGUCCGAUAACAAAGAGAGUACAGAAGAUCCAAAGAAGAAUCAUUCAAAUCCAGAGAUUGCUGAUUCAGAGUCAUCUUCGCAAAAAGCAAAAGACACACUCAAAAACUCUCACAGUCAAAAAUCAAGAGAGAAGCUGGUGUCUCCCAGAAAAGAAACUGGCACAACAGUCACUUCAGACAGAAACACUCUUGAGAGAACAGACUUUCUGUGCCCCAAAGAAGAACCAACACAGCUUUUCAGUACAGAUAGCAAGCCACUACAGUUUGAUUCAAACUCUCCCACCAUUAACAAAGAAACUGAUUUCCAAGUUGACAGAAACACAAAGGGCAAACGAAGCAAGGGGCCCCAAGCCACACAGCCAGAGCUAUCAGACAGUGACAGUGCCUGCAUAGUGAAAGAGGCUAUUUCUUUAGUCAAUGACCUAGACGCCCACAAGCCUGCAUCUCUUUGCACCUCUUUGAUGGAUGAGGUGUGCCUAUCUCCAACUGAAAGCCAAGGCCCGUUGAUGCAAAAAGAUACGCUCCACCUCAUGCCCUACCCCCUGGAUCAGGAACAGGGGCUCUUGAAAUCCCCACUUUCAUUUGACACGUCAUCAAUGUUCGGGGAUCUCACAGGAUUUGACAGUGGGCUCUACUCAGAUAUGCCAAUUCAAAAAGACAGUUUCCAUUCAAUAGAGAACACAGCUGAUAAAAAGGAAGAGUUUGUGUCGUCCUUCUCUCCCUUUCUGGAACAAAGAGACUGGAACCUUAUAGUUAGCCCCGUACUGCCAGAUGAGAUAUCUCAGUACAAAGGCAGCUCUGAGAAAUCAAAUGAAAAGAAACCAGAUUACAAUCACGUUCCUUUGUCUGUGCCACAAAAAAUAAUCGACUACAGUUCAAAUCUCAACAGCUGCGCAUCAGAGGAUGAACUAGAGAUAAAAAGAAUAGUGAAUGAACUUGAAAACCAGCUGCAGACAACUAAGUUGGAAAUCCCACCUUUACUAGCUCAGGAUGUUCCCAAGCAGCUAAAAAUGAGCAAAUUUUCACCUUUACGUCUGAGUGAUGAGUCAGAGAGUGGAGACACUGGUCUGAAUAUGAGGUGCCCUGUGCAAACCAUCGAUGUACCAGUGACCAGUUUGCCCUCAGAGCCUUUUACUGAACCAUGGUCCAGUCCAUUCCAGUUUGAGCUAAUAGGUGGACACCACAGUCCCCACACUCCAAUUCACAAUGAUCCAGGAGCACUUGAACAUUUAACUGAAAAAGAGGAUGAUGCGCCAAGUUUUAUCACCACAGCCUCACAAAUUGAACACCCACAGCUCCACCAUGACCAGAAAUCAGUGGAAAGAAACGCUGAAAAAGAGACUCCAGUUAAAACAAAGGAAGAGAUUUUAGAACAGAAGAGAUAUGCAGAAAAUCUCAUGAAAAGCCUGGAGGUCAUUUCAGACUCUAUAUUCAAAAAAGAACCUAUUAUAUCAGAACACAAGGAGCCGAAUGUUAGCUCUCUCAAAAGUCAACAACAUCAAGACAGUGAAUGUCAGGCAAGUGAUGCAGUUGCGAGAGAAGAUCACAGCGAAAAGGAAGCAAUUACCGGGAAGGAGAAUAUAUUAUCACCUCCAAAUAUCAAUGAGCAGAAGCAUGAUAUUGAAUUCAUUCUGAAUGAGUCACAGUCAUGUCUCUGUAACAGCACUGACCCCACACUCAAUGGAAACCAGCUAAUUUCAUCACAGCCAAGUGAGCCUACAGAAAACAAUGAUAGCAAGGCGGAGACAAAAGUCACAUUAGAGGAUGAUAUCACCAAGAGUAGUUCCAGCGGGAACAGUAAUGCAGCAGACAAUGUGAAUCUGUUAUUUAAAAACAGUAGUGACGGUCCAGAACAUUCGACCACAGACGGCUAUGAGAAAGCCGAGGCAGUGACGGGAAUCACUGGUCAACCUGUCAGCCAUAUUUUAACAACAGCUCCACCUGACGACGAUCUAGACUGUGGUGAGAAAAUCCAGGGUGUGAUUAAAACAGCAGUGGAAGAACAAUCCACUGACAACCAUGAGAAUGCUGGAGACAUUAGUUCGUCACAUGCUGAUGAAUUAAAAGUGGAGUGCUCAGUCAGGGUAAACAAGGAAACAACAGCAGAACAAGAUCCCUUGAUUGCACUAUCUCCAUCUCAAAACUGCAGCCCUGCGAAGACUUACAGUGCAAGUCCAACAACUGAUCUGUCGCUGGAGAUAUUCACCACAGACACGCCCUGCAGUCCAAUACUGGUGGAAACCAAUAUAGAGAGCAUUAGUCAUUGCUCACACUUCCAAGACACCCAGUCCAUAGAGGGACAAAGUAGUCUGUUGAUUCUUUCACAAUCUGAUGGAAUUAUUGACAGUGAAUCCUGCAAGGUUACACCAUUUAAUGACUCGUUAAAAUCUGACACCAGUCUUGCCUUUCAGAAACAAGAAGAGAUUUUAAAUGUGCAGGACAUCAAAGAACACCUUCCCAUUGAUUUCAUGGCAAGUCAUCAAAACUCACCAUGCAGAGAAGAGGUGGAAGAAAGUCACUGUCUUUUUCUACACACUGCCCCACCAACCAGUCCUCUUUUAUCAACCUCUCAUCAAACGCCCUUGCAGAAAUGGAACGUGGAAGAGGAUCCAUGUCAGUCACAAAGCAAAUGUAGUGACAUGUCUGUUGAACAAGGCUCAAUUGAAAAUAAGCAAUCCCCCAUAAACAAAGAAGAAAACGGCAACGUCAAAGAGGCUUCAAACAGUGGCGAACAACUGGACACCACAGCCGAGAUGGAGUAUUCUUUGAUAAGCCCACCUCCCCUGGAUUUGGGGAUCAUAGAGUGUAAAAUCCCCAGCUCUGAAACCACCAUUCCCUCUCCACUUCCUGUGACCACCUCAGCAGAACCACCUCAAGUGUCAGAUGGCCUUGAAAAGAGAGAUCCGAUGUAUGAUAUCAAGCUCAGCCCUCUCAAUUAUGACAGCAUCUCAGAAAAACCUCCACAACUGAAUCAAUAUGACUACAUACCAAUCUCCCCUGCCAGUAAACCUGAAGAGAAUCCAGACGUCAAGCAGAGUCCCAGAGAUGACUGUGGAUCAUGUAAUCUGAGCGUUAACCCUGCACUGAUUUUUAACAAAACUGAAAUAGACACAGUGGUAUCACUGAACUCAGAUCCUGCAGCUAAACUGAAUUUAUCAGAUGACCCACUGGUCCUCCAGCAGAGUAUGAAAUUCACGUGUUUUUCGUUGGGCCUUUCACCUGAAAUCAAAAGCAAAGAUUCCUCAGCUGGUAAUGUAAAGACAGACUCAGUGGUUUGCCAUGAUCCAGUUGGACCUGUUGAGCAUUUGCAUAUUCCUUCUGACCUUCUGAGAAAAGAGAAAUCAGAGAAUGUAGAUUCUCACGAGGCUUCUGCUGAGGACAGUACACUUAUCAGAAAAGACAUUUCAGAUGGUCCGCCCACUCAUAAGCUCCUCGUCAUCUGUGAAAAUGAACAAAAGCCUCUUCCACCAGAACCAUCAGAGAAGCAACCAACGACAGAGACUGGCCAGUGUUCAACGUCACAUCCAGCACACAAAGAAAUAGCACACAAAAAGACACAGAACAACGCUCCACAGGGGAAAGUGCUCUGUGAAAUCUGCCUCAUGUGUUUCAGGACUGUGCCUGGGUUAAAGAGACAUAAAGCCAUGAAACAUUUGGCCAGAAGUGAAAAACACAUUGGCCCGCAGAGCACAACAUCGAGCCAUCAGGGCACUAUGCUUAUUUAUGAAGCAUCACAAACUACAGAGAAAGAACAUAAAGAUGAUUCACAGACCUGUUACCCAACAAAAAUAGAUGGGCUGCCUGAGACAAGUAGCACUCUCAUAUCUAAAGCAGCAGAGACUGAGUCAGUCCUGGAGGAAAUGGUAACUGAGACAAAUGCAGUGGGCCAUCAAAACCCUCUCCUGCCAACAAAAGCAAAGAAGAACAACAAAGCUAGAAAGAACAAAAACAGUGAGGUAAACACGAAGUCCGACCCUUUCUCUGAUGAGCUUCUGAAUAUAAUAAAAACAGACAUACUUCAAGCUAUAACUCCUGAAUUCAAAAACAGUGGACUACAAGAGCUCCGCAGAUCUCCAGCCGACCAGGUGAAAAUCAGUGACAGAACUGUUACAGAGAAAUCCCCUCACCGUAUUACUUCAAACUCUGGCUUUGGCAAUACAUCCCAAUCUCCAACAAAAGAGACAAAUAAUGAAACUGUGGAGCUAAAUCAAAUCACUGAUGCGGAAGAAAUUAAAUGUGCAAGCAUAACAGAGAUGGCAAAUGGGGAAGUAUGUUUAGACAAUAAUGUGGAAAAUGCUACAUCUGUAGACAAGGAUACAAUCAGAGAAUAUGAGGAGCCCAGUAAGACGAUGUGCACUGUGGAAGAGAUGUGUGAACAGAAAGGAUCAGAAGAGAGCAUUGCCCAAGAGAUUCUUAAAAAAGUGGCAGCCGUUGAGAUGCAGUGUGAGAAAAACUGUGGCCGCUCGGACGAGGCACAUCUUCUCUCCUGUUUGAAUUGUACCCCUCUCAGUCCUGCCGGCAUAAGUCCCGAACUGAAGGCCUUGCUUGACGACGACACCACAUUCUCACAGCUGUUCCCCAGAGAUGAGGAGGCAAAAAGGAAAAAGUGCCCAAGGGUGUACAGCAAAAGAAACAAAAGACAGAAGCAAUCGCCCGAUUCAAACAUGACUCAGGACUACCCUCCUUCAGAAACCUUCAUGCUGAGUAAAGAUCAGUACAUGAAAGACCAAGCAGAGCAGACGUUCACUGACAAUCAAACUAACUGCUGUGAAUAUGAGACAAUAUCUAUCGAUGAUGCCAUAAUGUUGAAUAUGUGCCACAACAGUACAUUAAAGACUGAUGUCAAGGAGUUGUCGGAUGUUAACCAAAGUAAUCAGCAGGAUGUUCAUGAGAAUGUUAAAGAGGUUGGCAAGAGCCCCUUCAGUCCACUUGAGAGCACUGUUGAUAAAUCUUCAAUUGAAUGGAAUGGCUCCAGGGACUUCAGUGGCUUGGAUGCUGGCUCAAUGGUGACCUCUGACCCCAGCACCUGUAAGGCAGAAGAGCUAACUGCACCCAGCCCUCUUCCCCUGCCCUCUGCCCCCCACACUGUAGAGCCAUGUGUCACAAAGAGUGCCCAAACCUUCCACAGCAUUGACAUCCAAAACAUCAAUACCACAUUUCAACUUCCUGAGAUUCAGUUUUUUGACUCUAAAGAUAUCUCAGUGAUUCCUCCUAUUGCAACUGCUGAUGUGGAGAACAGAGAUGAUGAAAAGUCCAAGAAAGUGACGGAGCGGCGCGGCAGGAAACGGCAAGAUGGUGGAAUAAAGGUCAAAGACAAGCAGUACAAGUGCAAAGUGUGCUUCACAUGGUUCCUCACCCUGGGCGAGCUAAACUUUCACAAACUCUCCCACAACCCCUCUCCACCUCCAACCUGCUACAUGUGUGUCCAGCGUAAGUUCAGCUCCAGGGAGCAACUGAGAGACCAUCUGAGGGAGAAACAUGCCAAGAAUAAAACUGGUAUCUGGACCUGUGGAAUGUGCUUGAAGGAGAUAUCAGAUGUGUGGAUGUACAAUGAACAUUUACGAGAGCAUGCCACUCAGUUUGCCCGGAGGGGUCAGACUCAAGGCUCCAUGUUAGGUAUUCCAGGCUGCUUCAUGCAGGAGACAGCCGUGAAGAACUUUAUCACCUCAAUCAUGCAGCACCGCCCCAGCAAAGCUAACAGAGAAUCCAGCAAAGCCACUAAAGAACAGGAAAAAGCUGUUGCUGCAGACAGUGCUGUGGGAGAGGGGAAAAUCUCUGAAGGGGCUGAGCCAAAAGUUCACAAAACUAAAAGCAGCAGUGGAGCAAAUGGCAAGCAGAGCGCAUUAACCCCACUUGAGGUCCUCCACAAAACAGAGACACCUAAAAGUGUGGAGAUGCAUCCCAACUGCAAAGACCCCUCAAGAGACUGCCACCACUGUGGAAAACAAUUCCCCAAACCAUUUAAACUGCAGAGACAUUUAGUGGUUCACAAUUUGGAAAAGAUUUUCCUGUGUCACAAAUGCCCCGUCUCUUAUCAGGAAGCCCAGGAGCUCAAAGGCCAUCUGAAGAGAGCACACGAGGAGGUGGAUGAGCUGGAUUCAAAACACACCACCCUCUACACCUGUGAGCUCUGUGCUGAUGUCAUGCACGUGAUUAAAAAAUCCUUCAUCUGCAGCACAUGUAACUACACCUUCUCUAAGAAGGAGCAGUUUGAUCGUCACAUGGAAAAGCACCUGUCAGGGGGGAACAAAAUUUUCAAAUUUCGAGGUGUUCUCAGACCUGUCAAAGUAUCUGCGUCCAAAGAAGAUGAAUGUGAUUUGCCCGCGAGUAAGAAGAGGAGAAUUCUCUCCGACAGUCUGCAAGAAAACAGCUCAGACAGCGGCAUCGCCAGCGUAAGCUCAGUGCACUUAAAUCAAAACUUGGAGUCUUCAAAACCCUCUGUGUCCACAGCCGACGACUCCACACAGACCAUCGCAAAUGAAUACCACAGUGACACAAACAAUACAAAUGUGAAGACUGAGGACAUUGUUGAGGACUACUCUGAACUACUUGUAGAGCUGGAUAAAUGUAUUUAUAUGGGCUCUUCGGUGUCUGCUACACCCAAGAAAGAGGUACUUGAUCAUACCACCUCACCUCUACUUGAUAAAGAGAACAAUGGAGAAUCAAUUACUGAACCAUGUGACGUGAAAGAGGAGAAUGAGUCAGUCUGCAUUAGAGCAGAGACAGCCUCAUGGCCAGCGCCUAAAGAGAGUAGUAGUGCAGGAGGGGAGGAGCCUCUCAAGCCUGAGGAAGCCUCUGCAGGAGGUGACACAGCUGAGGCUGAAAAAAGAACAGAUUCACUUCCACCUAGUGAGGACUCUUUUGUCAGCUUAAAAGAAAAUCCAAUCAUUUCAAAGACACCUGAGUCAAAGCAUGAAUUAGCUGCUGAUGUAACGGAACAAUCGAGGGAUGAUGAGCAGUGGCAUCACGCGUUAAAAGCUCCCAAUAAUGACAGCAAACAGCUGGCUGUAUCUCAAGAUGCUGAGCAGGAAGGUAGCAGUCCGAUGAAAGACAAAGUUGCCGCGGCCAAAAUAACUGACAACACUAAAAAUGGCACUACAGCUAGCAGCACGAAGGCUACAGAGUCCACACCAGUCCUCCACUCCAAGGUUUCCCUCAACGCUUCAGCCUCAAAUGAGGAAAAAGAAUCCAUGAGACCACAGAAGAAGAGGAAAGAUAUGAAAUCCCCCCACAGCCUGCAAAGGGUUUCCUCUCCAGCCACACAAGAGAACUUUGGUGUUGACUCUCGAGCAAAAAAGAAAUUUCGCCCCAGCAAGUGUGCAAAUCCCUCUGUGCAAAGGAAAUCAGAUGGACCCAACGACUACCCUGUGCUGUCCUCAGUGCGGGACGACGUUGUUAGCAACAAAAUCGUUUCCAAGUGCAAGACUUCAAACUUGGGUUUGCAGUCAAAAAGAAGCUUGCUCGACAGCUGUACACAAAAGAAAGCUGAGAUUGUGACUCCUCUUAACGGGGAUUACAAAGCCAAAAAGGGACCUCUGGGGCGGCCUUUGCAUCACCCUAUUUCUAAAGUGUCUUCAGUUCCCAUGAACAAUUCUUUGAAUAAAUGUAGGCCAAAGAUGGGGGUUAGGUCAAUGGAGAGCCAUUCCUACAGGACAGCAGAGUCCCAGAACCACCUCCUAAGCCAGCUGUUUGGCCAAAAACUCACUAGCUUUAAGAUUCCUUUAAGAAAGGACACAUCAGAAUCUAUUAACUGAGUGGGAUGUGAGGGAUCUGUGAAUAAGAGACUGUAAAUUUCACAGUUAUAAAUUUUUAAGACAAUUCAUUAUGGUGAAUGAGAUUGAACAGCUGUUUUCUGUGAAAUGCUAUCUUAAAAUACUUACAUAGUCACUUUAUGUCUUCUUUGUACAUGUGUUUUUUAUUACACAAAUGUGAGGACAAAUGGCAGAUAUGAAUUUUGGGUCAAAAAUGAAUAUGCUAGUUGGGAAAACUAUUGAACUUUUGUUCUGCUUUUCCUUUGUUGGAUAGUAUCUGUUUCAGAGAUUAUAUUUACAUUUACCUAAAGGAAAGAAAAAAAAAGAAUACUUGAAAAUACAGUAAAAUAUUUUCUUCUAAGAAAUGCAUGUUCUCUUUGCAUUUAUUCUUAUCCGUUUAAGUCUUUCUGCAAAAGGACCAAAUGACAUCAUAACUGACCUGGACUAUUGUCUGUGCACCUUUCCUAAAUGCUUCCAACAUAUUCAUUUUGUUUUAUUUUUGAACUUUACUGUACUGCAUUGACAUUCACCAUAUUAGCCUUCUGUAUAAACAUUACCUGGUGCUACAUUGUGUUUUAUUGUAAUGUGAAUGCCAAUGUCCUCAGAAGGGAACCUGAGCUCUGUAGCAGUUACAGUACAUUCAUCGGACUAUGUUUCACUGAUUCUCUGUAGUUUAUUAAAAAUACUGUGUAAUGCACCCAAGUACUUCAUAUGUAGGCUGUUUGAACACAAAAUUAGGAAAGCUUCCAUUGUAUAAACUCAGGUGCAUACAAGGGCAUCACAGUCCCAAGACCUGUAUUCGGAGUUCUUCCCAUGCACUGAUAAUAACACACACAAAUCAUAAACUCAAUCAUCUGUGUUUGUAACUCCAACUGUUUAAUUAUUAAUAGUAUUUACUACUACAACAAAGGUGCUUUGUCUUGUUUAUACUGUAUGUAUCUUACAUUGUACAAUAUUGUAGGUAGAUUGUUUUUUGGUGUAAUGCUUCAUGACAAAGUUUUAUUUUAAUAAUGUGCAAAAGAAGAGUGAGACGAAAGGGAAAUACAGUGCCUCUUGCAAGUUGUAAAGUGGUUCACUAAGUGCCUCUUUUAUAGUUGGUUAUUAAAGAAAUGUUUUGGUCUCUC